AUUUCCAGACAGAGAGGUGCUUGACAUGGUUGGGCUUACCUAUCUUCCCAUUGAAACGGAGCCGGCCAGAGGUCCGUAUCAUACCAUCACGACUGGUACCGCAUCCGAUAAUAGGAAGCUGUUUGCCUAUAAUCAUCUCGUCUAUGCGGAUGCCUUUAGCACAUGUUUUGGGCCCUGGCCACUGCUUGCGCCAGCUAAGUCUGGAUCCACACGUUCAGUGACGCAGAAUUCUUCUUCUAGCUCGUCAAAAGAUUCAUCCCAGUACCUCGAUAGAUUCUUGGAGCUGACCGGAGACUACGCUCCUCCUGCCAUAAAUUCGUGGUUUCAUGCAAAUGCAGUCAAGGUUAACCGAUUCUCAGCAAAAUACCAACAGCGCAAACAUCUUCCGUCCGAUGCCAAUUAUUUCUUCCCAGAUCCGCAUAUUUUUCUUGAUGUUUCUAAUCGUGGGCGUACAGCAUAUCUUCAUAUGUGGAAACAAAUCAGUUCCUUUUGGAAGUACAGAGCGAGCUGUAAUAAACCGGAUGCUCGUCCACUUUCCUCUGAAGAGUGGCGCGAUCUUCUCGGUAUUCCCUUGAAAGCAUCGACCGAGUCUGAGAUUCGGAAACAAGUCAAAAUAUUCUUGGGACCGUCCCCUGAUAGCAAAGGAGUGAGUUAUCAUCUCAAUGCCUCCGACUUUAACCUUCCGAUUGAGAAGAAAGAGGCGUUGGAGCUCGUAUGGGAGAUAUGCGAGCCGAAUUUCCGUUUCGAGCUUCUAUCCCUUGACGUUAGGGCAGCCGCCAGGUCGCCCAGAUCACAGUCAACUGGAGAUGAAUACUUCCAAGCAGAAAGCACGUUCAGAAUAGAGCGGCAGACGAAAUUCGGAUGGUGUUUUCCCGAUGCCUUCUCUUCGCCACAAUCCGCUCGGGCUGACUACGGGAUUUCGUCGACGCACUGGAGUCGAAGAUUUAAAAGGCUGAAGUACUUGAGGAAGCUCAUGGAAGGAUGGGCGGAUCCCCCCCGGCGCGAAGUGAUGACGAUUCGGCCAGAGGUGCUGGAGAAGGAAUCAAGAGUGUCGGUGGAAUGGGAACAGGGAUUGGUACAGCACUACGUUCAAACAUUUUACGAUUAUUUUGGACGACCCGCUAUUCUUCCUCGCCGGCUUCCAGCGGAAUGCCAACCAGUAUCUAGAAUUUAGGACGCAGAAAGGAACUUGUAUACACUUAUAUUUGGUCUCGAGUACGUGUUUACAAUGUACCUCGAGUUCUUCUUGACUUGAA
Messenger RNA from Desarmillaria tabescens, 1256 nucleotides. RefSeq lists its product as uncharacterized. Lineage: Eukaryota; Fungi; Basidiomycota; Agaricomycetes; Agaricales; Physalacriaceae. The transcript is spliced from 2 exons. Bases 26 to 1174 code for a protein of 382 amino acids. The record is from RefSeq and is a predicted model, not a curated record.